CCUGAUGUCACGGCGAGGGGACCUUUGCGCGUGUGGCGCAUCAGGGGCUGCCCAUGUGGCGGCUGGGUCCUUGGGAGCCCACCAGAUGGACGCGGACUCCGGAAGCGCAAACUUUCUCGCCGGCGGGCACUCGACUGAAUGGAGCAAUCUGUUUCUCGUGGAUUUCUGCUGUGUUUACUUCUGAAGAGAGGGAGAAGUGUCCCGAGAAGACACUGGAGAAGCAAAGGAGCGUGCUUGCUCAGGGGUAAGGUUUGUGGGAUAUACAGAAGAAAUUCCUGGUGAUGGAUGGCUGAAACAGAGUAAAAUACACCCCAACCUCAACAUCCUAUUCAGAGGAUCAAAAAAGAUUGGUGCUUUUUAUUUCUUCAUCAGGUGACUGAAGCUGGAGAAAUUGCCUGAGAAGACUUAUCAAAUAAUGGAACUUUGAUGUGGAAUCAUACCAUAGCCCUACUUGUCUGUUGGUUGCAUUUUCUGGACAUCCGCAUUCCUCCAACCUCAUUUCCACACUGCCCUCCCUCUUCCAUAUCUGUCUUCUGGCCAAUCUUUUUCUUUCUACAUAGGCCUAAGUUUUGUCUCCUCCAUCCAUCUUACCUUCCUUCCACCCCCAUUUCAUCCUCCAUCCCUCACCACAAGUCAUGAUGUUGAAUUCAGACCAGACAGAGAUUGACCUACAGCCGACCCAUUCAGAAACAGAAUCGGUCUUCAGUGACUGUGGAGGUGGAGGGGGCCGUGGGGUUGGGGUGGAAGAGGCCGGCUCCCUUGGCCUUUGCAGCCAGUCCAGGGUAGUUGAGUCUGGCGAUACCAUGAAAAAAGACCUUCAGCACCUGAGCCGAGAGGAGCGUCGUCGUCGUCGACGUGCCACAGCCAAGUACCGGACGGCCCAUGCCACGAGGGAGCGGAUCCGGGUAGAGGCCUUCAACAUGGCCUUUGCUGAACUUCGCAAACUCCUGCCUACGCUUCCCCCAGAUAAGAAGCUCUCCAAAAUUGAGAUCCUACGGCUAGCAAUCUGCUACAUCUCGUACCUCAACCAUGUGCUGGAUGUGUGAAUGGCUGGGGCUGUAGCUGUCUUCCGGGGUUGAAAACCACCGACCCACUGCUCCUUCUGGAAUUGAUAGCACUGAGCCCACCUCUGUCCUACUUCAAGCUAGAUCUGCUACUUGAACCACACUGUGGCCAUAUCCGAGUUCAUAUCCUAAGUGGAAUAUGUGAUAGGUAUCUGAGCUGUCCAUAGCCACCCUCCUGCUUCAUGUCCUAUGCGGUGGAAGUUCUGCCACCACACUAGGGUUACCAGCUCUGGGUUAGG
Heteronotia binoei (common prickly gecko) is the source of this 1303-nucleotide messenger RNA. RefSeq names its product nescient helix-loop-helix 1 (gene NHLH1). The transcript has 2 exons. The record is from RefSeq and is a predicted model, not a curated record. The coding region runs from base 636 to 1046 and encodes 136 amino acids. Gene Ontology annotation, biological process: regulation of transcription by RNA polymerase II. Lineage: Eukaryota; Metazoa; Chordata; Lepidosauria; Squamata; Gekkonidae. Gene Ontology annotation, molecular function: DNA-binding transcription factor activity, RNA polymerase II-specific; protein dimerization activity; RNA polymerase II cis-regulatory region sequence-specific DNA binding.